AUGCGCUUCAGCACCAGCAGCAUAGCGCUCGCCCUCGUUGGCACCUCAUGGGGCGCAGCUCAGGCACCGCCCUCGUACAAUUUCCCCUCCGACAGUGCCGUAGCUGGUAUUGCGGAUUGUGCUCAACGCGAUGUAAUCAUCGCCAUUGCUCGCGCCAGCUGUAACCCUGCAGACAAGACCUGCAUCUGCUCUAAGCUCGACCUCAUCACCAACAUCAACCGCAUCAUCAACCAGGAAUGCUCCGGCACUGAUCUACAGACCUCCUCCGCCUUCUUCAUAAACUACUGCCCCAACAUCCGCGUUGUCUCGCCCGUCUCCAGCAGCGUGACCCCCGCAUCGACCCAUUCGUCGACGCACUCAUCGACCUCUUCAUCCACCGUCUCCAGCAGCGUGGCCCCCUCGUCGACCCAUUCGUCGACGCCCUCAUCGACCUCUUCAUCGACCAUCUCCGCCACCACCUCGCUAGCCCCCAUCUCCACAGGCCCUAGCUCCUCCUCUUCCUCCUCCUCUUCUUCUUCUCGCUCUCGCCGUACCGGGAGCACGACACUUUCUCCCGCUAACGCCACCACUACCGUCACCGUGGGCCCCACGAACGCUACGACUACAAGCUUCGGCCCCUCCAACAGCACCAUCACCCGCGGCUCGAACUCCACCAUCACGGUCCCGCCGCCAGUUACUGUUGUCACGACCACCAACGGCGCGGGCCAGCUCACCACUUUCACCUCGACGACCGGCGGAAACGGUGGCAACGGAGGUAACGGUGGCAACGGGCAACCGGGCAACGGCGGCAAUGGGCAAGGCGGCAACGGCGGCAAUGGGCAAGGUGGUAAUGGGCAAGGCGGGAAUGGGCAAGGCGGGAACGGCCAAGGUGGAAGUGGUGGAGCGCCACAGCAGACUAUCAACGCUGCGCCUGGCGUCGAGGUGCCCGGUUGGUUCGAUGCGAGGGUUUGGGGUGUUGGGCUGGGGAUGGGUGCUAUGGGGGUUGUGUUUGCGGAGCUGUAG
Messenger RNA from Mytilinidion resinicola, 1002 nucleotides. RefSeq lists its product as uncharacterized. The transcript is spliced from 3 exons. The record is from RefSeq and is a predicted model, not a curated record. NCBI's taxonomy places the organism in Eukaryota, Fungi, Ascomycota, Dothideomycetes, Mytilinidiales, Mytilinidiaceae. The coding region runs from base 1 to 1002 and encodes 333 amino acids.